Messenger RNA from Anopheles cruzii, 1359 nucleotides. RefSeq names its product ribosome biogenesis protein NOP53. Gene Ontology annotation, biological process: rRNA processing; ribosomal large subunit assembly. Lineage: Eukaryota; Metazoa; Arthropoda; Insecta; Diptera; Culicidae. Gene Ontology annotation, molecular function: 5S rRNA binding. The coding region runs from base 130 to 1344 and encodes 404 amino acids. The record is from RefSeq and is a predicted model, not a curated record. The transcript has a single exon. Gene Ontology annotation, cellular component: nucleolus.
UCAGCAAUUUUCCGGAUCGCCGAAUAAGCUGGAAAAACAGCGACGGACAGCAAAAAGCAUCGAAAAAUAAAGCGCAACAGAUCACCGACUGCAUAAAACGUUUCACAAACCAAACCUCUGUUUGCCACGAUGAAGAAGAAACAUGUCUCACGGAAGCUGAAGUCAUCGUGGCGCAAGCAUAUCGACACGACGGAGAUAGAUGAGUUUCUCGAGCAGCAACGACAGGACGAGCGAAUCGGAGCGGUGGAGGAGCAGCCGGAUGGUGCCCUGUUCACCGAGGAAAAGAAACCGAGCAAACCGAAGGCGACACGUCGCGAAUUGCGGCACAAAAAGUUUACCGAAGAGCCCAAAUCGUUCCUGGCGCUCAAGAACGUCUCGAGGGUACGCGAUCCGAUCGUAAAACGCAAUAUCAAGAAGCAAACUUUGGCCCCGCUUCGGAACCCCGCCAGCAGCAGCAGCGUUAGCCUCCGCGUACCGCGUAAGAAAACCACACUACCGAAGUCUAUUUGCGAGGCCAACCACGAAGACCUGUGGACAGGUGAGGAUGUGCUGCCGAAGGAACUGCAGAGCGAGUGGAUCGGCAAGGAGCAAUUGCUGCAUACGCUUAAACACGCGGGAAAGCCGAAGGUGAAGCAACCGGGAAAGAUAGUUACCGGGAAGGAGACGUUGCCAGCUUCCAGUUUGCCGCGGGAGGGAUCAAGCUACAAUCCCGCCAUCGAUGACUAUCUGGAGCUGAAGGAUGAAGCGGUAGCUGAGCAGCGAAAGAUCAGGAAGCGAGAAGCACACUUCGAUCGAGUCGUCACCAAUAUGUUCAUUAAAGAGCUACCGGAAGUGCGACGGCAGAGGCAACUACAGGAAAUGUCCGAGGGGCUUAUCAAAGCGGAAGGAGACGAGUCAGAAGUUGAGGAUUGCGACUCGGCGACGGUUCUGGUUGGGAAGCGUAAGAAACCUAAGGCGAAGAAAUCGAGAAGUAAGCGCCAAUUGCAGUAUCAAAAGUUACGCGAACAUAAACUGGUAAAAGCCGAACUGAAGAAACUGAAGGACAUUAACCGUGCGGCAGAGAUAAACGCUGAAUUGGAGAAAGCUGAAGCGAAGCAGGAGUUGAAGAAAAUGUCCGCCGAAGGUCCGAAAGUGGACAUAAUUCCAAUCGAUUUUAUCGAACCCCAGCAACUAACGGGCAGCCUGCGGACCGUCCAACCGACGAACAAUCUGAUGGCAACGGGACUUCCUAAGCUUCGCCAAGUAAGCAUCUUUAAGAAGAGUCGCGCCGAGGUGCAGCGUAACAUCAGAGCGCCACGGAAGAAGGUGAAAUAUGUGCGCAGCUCGCACAAGAAUGUAGAGUGAUUGAGAAUGUUAAAU